Molecule: messenger RNA, 1044 nt
Organism: Rotaria sp. Silwood2
Lineage: Eukaryota; Metazoa; Rotifera; Eurotatoria; Philodinida; Philodinidae
Source: the annotation of a GenBank genome assembly
AUGCUUUUCGUGGUACGAUUUACGCAUGCGCAAGGUGCAGGUGGUGGAGGUGGAGGUGGAGGAGGAGGUGGUAGUGGUGGAGGCGGUUUUAAUGGUUGGAGUGGCUCUGGUGGCAGCAGUAGCUGGAACUCUCAUCUCAGUGAUUAUGGUACAGGAAACUGCAUAGGAGAACAGUGUCAACGUCGUACAAUUAUUAUCGUUUGUUCUGUGAUAGGAGGUGUUUUAGUACUCCCAAUCAUUAUAAUUGUUUGUUAUUUUUUCUGCACAAACCCUCGAGAUACUUGUGACUUUUGUCGUCAUAUUGCUGGUUCAUGUGGCCGUGGUGUCGUCGAUUGUUGUCACCAUGGAUGUGUCGAUUGUUGUCACUUGAUCUUGGCUUGUGACUAUUGUGAGUUAGGACUAUGCAAAUCCAAAGUGACUGUUACCACGCCGAAUCCAUCUCCGCGUACAACGGAAUCCCCAACUGUUGACCAGAAGAUCGUUUCUGUGUCACGCCUAAAACUUCGUCCCAUAUCACGCCAUAAACUUUCUCCGAUUUCAUGUUCUAAAACUGGUCGUGUCUCACGCGCUAAACUUCCACCCAUUCCUAACAGUAAAUUUUCUUCGACCUCUCAUACGGAACUGUCUUUUAUUUCUUCUACUAAACUUCCUUCGAUUCUACAUUCUCAAACAUCAACAAGAAAUGUCUUUCAAUCGGGUUGUUAUAAUAUGUGUUAUUAUCAAUAUUUUAAAUGGCAUGGACCCUUUCUUGCUCAAUUUGAAUUCAAUGAAAGAAUUAUUCGGGGUAAUGGUUCUGACGAUGUCGGCUCAUUUGAUAUUACAGGAAGCUAUUCAACCGAUGAUAAUCGUAUGACUUUAACGAAACACUAUAAACGUGGAACUGGCGAUCCUCGUGAAAAUCUCGGACAUCAAGUUAAAAUUGAUUUGAAAUGGAACGAACAAGAACAACAAUUCGACGGUCAAUGGAUCAUUAGAACAACAAACUAUUCUGGUCAAGAUAAAUUCGAAUUGAAAUUAAAACAACACCUAGAACCAACGUUAUAA